AUGGUCGCUACAUUAUCGGGAGCGACGGCGGCUGCCACCACCCAAAUUCUAAACGACGACGUGCUGACGGAGAUCCUGCUCCGCCUCCCGCCCGGAGCCGUCCGCCGCUUCCGUGCCGUCUGCAAGGCAUGGCACCGCACCACCACCGGCCCCGCCUUCCUCGCCGCCUACGGCCGCCGCUGCACCGUCGACGAUCUCAUCGUCGUCCAGCGCCACGGCGUGAGCAGCACGCUGCUGGACACCAUCCCCCUCCUCGCCCUCGACGAGACGAGGCGCCGGUGCCUCAACGUUAGGUACCCCGAGUACACGGGACCCCCGGAACACUGCUGGAGGGGCUACUCCUUGAUCGGUUCUUGCGACGGGCUCCUGCUCUUCCAGAGAGGUUUUGGAAUCGAUUACUUCAUCUACAGCCCGGCGACACGGCAAUGGAGCAAGCUGCCUCGUCCGCCGGGCACCAGUAUCCUGGUCUGCGGCUUCUACCUUCACGGGCCAUCAGGCGAGCACCGGAUCCUGUACUUCACCGACGACCAACACGGAUCGCACUAUGUUUCCUCGCUCCAAGUCGCCGGCGGCGGCGAGGCCCGCCGACUGGGACCAGCGCGCGCGGUCAUCCAAUACUACGCCACGCCUCCCUUUCGUAACCUCAACUGUCGCGGCAAGCUCCACUGGCUGUAUCAUCCCUGGGUCCUGUUUCCAGACGAUGUGCCUGGCCAAGUGGUGCACGAAGACAUGAUCUUAACGUUCGACACCGUGGCAGAGACGUUCCGACGGAUACCUCGCCCGCCACGGAGGAGGGACGACCGCACCUACGAGGAGCUCAGCUUGCUGGAGAUGGACGGGAAACUCGCCAUGGCGGCCAUUUACGAUGGAUUCAUGGACCUCUGGGUGCUGGAGGACUACGACAACGACGAGAGCUGGGCGCGACGGCUCUUGGUCCGCUUGCCGCCAGCGCUGCGGCAGGCAACGCUGGCGAUCAAGCCAGGUGUGGAGGAUCAAAAUGUGAUUCUUUUGGGAGACUGCAGGAACUACACGCUGGGACUGUACCAUCUGAUGAAGAAAAGGAUGUUGAAGCGAAUCCAAUUAUUUACUACUGAUGAUGAUGAUCAGCCAGGGAAUUUUGUUCCUCACACCCCGCUGCAUAUUCUUGUGUUCCGUGAUAGCCUUAAGCGUCACUCGUUCCUCGACUCUCUAGGAUCCUAA
Panicum virgatum (switchgrass) is the source of this 1200-nucleotide messenger RNA. RefSeq names its product F-box protein At5g49610-like. Gene Ontology annotation, molecular function: protein binding. Lineage: Eukaryota; Viridiplantae; Streptophyta; Magnoliopsida; Poales; Poaceae. The transcript has a single exon. The record is from RefSeq and is a predicted model, not a curated record. Bases 1 to 1200 code for a protein of 399 amino acids.